GAAAGAUGUUUUAAUCAUUUUAUUAUGGUAAAUCAACAACAAUACAAUAAGUGCAAGAUAUAUAUCAAGGUCUGUCUCAUUUUUAAUCACGUAUGAGAUCAUACCAUUAAUAGGCCUAAUAAUAAUAAAAACAUCACCCACAUCAUCAAUAUAGAAAUAACUGUUUGUCCAGUUUGGUUUGAAAUAAAACAGUAUACCCAGUUAUUAAACAAAUUGAUAAUGAAGUUAUUUCCAGAUGAACUGAUAAUAAAAUCAAACCUCUGCUCUUCCUGCUGAAGGACCCCCAUAGGACCACACUGGUCCUGUAUUUAUCGACCAAUCGGCUGGUCUGGGAGGAAAAAUACGAGAAUAGGCUACAACAGAGGAGCGCGCAUCUCAGGGUUGCGCAAAGAGAAGACGUAGCUGCGACACUGCUGGCCAGGCAAAAGACGCAACUAUACGGCCGAGAGGAUGCAGUGAAGGAGCCCCCAAAUCUCCCAGCUAAAUUAGAGCCCGGUGUCGGGGCGGGUACAGAGAAAAACAACGACGAAAAUGAACGUGAUCCAAGCUGGGCACGACGGCAGCUCCAGGGUGGAAGGAGGCAGAGGCAACCACACAGACAACGGCGGCGGCGGCUCCCCGAGGCUCCAGCAGUGCGCUCAGCCUCCCAGCAGCAGCAGCAGCAGCCGGAGCAGAGAUGCCAGAUACCAGCAGCAGCUCCAGCAGCAGAGGCAUCAUGGUGGGUCGAUGCUCAAACAGCCUUCCCACAACGAACCAGCCGACGUCGUGAGGCGUGCGCUGGACUUCAAGUGCCAAGGCACCCAGUGUUACAAGGAUAAGAAGUACCGAGAGGCGAUUGGCAAGUAUCACCGCGCUCUGCUGGAGAUCAAGGGGCUGUGCAGGGUUCUGGGGGAUCCGGACACCAGCUCCAAGCCUCCGUCCCCCCUCCUGCCCACCAUCAGUAAGUCCAGCCCGCUGACAGAUGAGCAGAAGGGGGCCAUGGAGAAUGCAGAGCUGGAGUGUUACAACAGCUUGGCCGCUUGCCUUUUGCAAAUGGAGCUGGUGAACUAUGAGCGAGUGAAGGAGUACUGUCUGAAAGUGCUACACAAGGAGGGAAAGAACUUCAAAGCUCUGUACCGAUCCGGUGUGGCCUAUUACCACCUAGGUGACUUCCAGAAGGCCCUGUACUACCUGAAGGAGUCACACAAACAGGAGCCAUCAGACACCAAUGUCAUCCGCUACAUCCAGCUGACAGAGAUGAAGAUUCGCCGGAAUGCCCAAAGGGAAAAGAAAGAGGCGACAUAAGCACUGGCUGUCAGCUGACUUCUCACCCGUCAAAAAAUCUCUGCCCUACUGUGUGCCACCCAGACCUUACGCACCACGAGUCAGAGGUCUUGGUGUGAAUCGAUGUUUGUUUGCUUUUGCCUUGCACAGCAUCUGGUUGCCAGUUAUGUGAUUGAACUUUACCACUGUGUGCUUGAAGCAUUUAAAAAAAAAAGAAGAAGAAGAAUUGUACCCGAUACUGAGUUCCCGUCUCCAAAAAACCGCCAAACUUACCUAGUAUAGAUCCAUCCCGAGUACGUUUUUAACCAUUACAAUCUGAUGCACUGCCAGUCCAAACAUUGCACAUACAGGCCAACACUUGUGAUACAGACAGGAGCAACAAAGUCCAACAGAGUGAAUCAAGCAAGUCUGCAGGCGAGCUUAAGUGUGUAAAUUAACACCUGCCCUCGCACAAGAUGUCUUUGGAGUCGCACGGAGAGUAAAUGAGUAACAGCCACCUACAUUUCUGUAACCAUACUUUUUGAUUUUAAAAAGUUACUACUACUAAAGAUCAAGAUUUUUUUUAUACUCUUGAUAAUAUCUGAACAAAAGGUGCUUUCAGGAAGAAGGUUUUUAAACUCUUAAGACUUGGGCAGGACAUCAUGAGCACAUGGUUGCUAAUUCCAGUAUGAACUUAAAGAGACAUAUCACAAAAUGUAAAUAGGCUACUUUAUAGAAAUCAUAAGAAAAUAUAAAGGGAGAGGCCAGCUAUUUGUGUUUUGUUUAUUAAUGCCAAAACAAAGCACUUCAUUCACAGCAUUUUACUGUUUCAAUAAAAAUACUGUAUGUUUUACUGUAAAGGUAUGCGUGUAAUAAAUGUGUCUAUUGAUUGGAGUUUUUUUUUGUUUUGUUGUUGUUGUGCUGCAGCAGUGGACUUCCUUUCAAGUUAUAAUUUUCAUUUUUCCUAAAAUGUUCCUCUUAAGAUAUAUAAAAAGUCUUUGGAAAAAUGCUGAUGAAAGCACAUGUGUAAAUAAACAAGUGAUUCAAAGCCGA
Molecule: messenger RNA, 2295 nt
Organism: Scomber japonicus (chub mackerel)
Lineage: Eukaryota; Metazoa; Chordata; Actinopteri; Scombriformes; Scombridae
Product: tetratricopeptide repeat protein 9A
Exons: 3
Coding region: 532-1284 (250 amino acids)
Molecular function (GO): protein binding
Source: RefSeq, a predicted model, not a curated record